Messenger RNA from Hordeum vulgare subsp. vulgare (domesticated barley), 548 nucleotides. RefSeq names its product amidase 1-like. Bases 1 to 483 code for a protein of 160 amino acids. The record is from RefSeq and is a predicted model, not a curated record. Lineage: Eukaryota; Viridiplantae; Streptophyta; Magnoliopsida; Poales; Poaceae. The transcript is spliced from 3 exons.
AUGGACAAGAUGGCCUACAGCAUCAACGGCGAGAACGCGCACUACGGCACCCCCAACAACCCCUGCGCCCCCGGCCGCGUCCCCGGCGGCUGCGCCGUUGCCGUCGCCGCUAGCCUCGCCGACUUCGCCCUCGGCACCAACACCGGCGGCAGCGUCAGGGUGCCCGCCGCAUACUGCGGCAUCUUCGGCCUCCGCCCCUCCCAUGGAGUGGUCUCCGCCGAGAACAUCGUCCCCAUGGCACAGAUGUUCGACACUGUCGGAUGGUUUGCCAGAGAUCUAGCUACAUUGCCCCGUGUGAGCGACGUGUUGCUGCCGCCGGUCUCAACCGACACCGCCGAUGCCGAGCUGCGACAACCGAGCUGUGUCAUAAUUCCUGCUGACUGUUUCAGGAUCUUGGGCUCCUCUGAUGACGACCACACCUACGAGAUCCUCAAUGCUUGUGCGGCCAAAGUAUUCGGCGGCAGACAAGCUUCUCUCUCCUGAAUUUCAACCUUCUAUAGAGCAGUUGAUCCGUUACCUUCCAGCAAGUCGACAGAUUUUAAUGUUUU